CUCGUCAACAGUGUCUCGGCGCGCGGAUUGAGGGAGAAUUUGACUCUUCUAUAAAAAGAGAAAGAAAACGGCUAUUAAUCCCCGUGACACAUAUUUUCAUAUGUGUAGCCCCAUCUACACCAUAUUUUAAGGUGUGUUAGAUGUUCUUUAUGGAAUUAACUGUGAGGACGUACCCCUGCCUGGAAUGUUUCAAUUCACAAAAUGCGUCGUUUUGUGUAUGUUUUACUUUUUAUCUUCGCUCCAGGUAAUGCACUGCUGAGCUUGAGUCCAGACUGUGGAGGUAAAAUUAACAUUCUUCGAGAGAGGAGUGGCUCUAUCCAGUACUCUUUACCCGGUGUAUUACACCCCACCAGCCCUACAUUUAACAAGAUUACUGAAAAGAGCACAAAUAAACUACUGGAUGUAACUUGCACUUGGAUUAUUUAUGCGCAUAAAAAUCAGACAGUUUGGAUAGAUGUUAUUUCUGUUGGUAAUGGUGCUUGUCUUGGGAUUACAUUUGGGAAUGAGGAUAAACUGACCUAUGAAAAAGAGGAGCAUGUGCUAUUUUCUGGAAGGGGGAGAACAGUCAUUGAAUGGAAUUUGAGAAGGACUGUGAAAACUUCAGGUGCAUUACAUCUGAGAUGGAACACGUCAGAGGACAGCCAUAUUCUUGCUUUGAGUCCUUACACACUCUCUGACACUGACCUGGUGUCUCCCUCUCUGAGUGGCUCAAACAGUGUGACAUACACUCCAGACAUUCCCAGCCCAAGCAAUGUGGCCCCCAAAACAUAUACUAAUGGAGGCGAAAGUGUAUAUCAGGGUGGAGGUGUAUCUGACCUGGCCGAUAAGAGCAGACCCCUCUUUCUGCAGGAAAACACAAACAAUAGACAGGAAACGGCUGGAUCCUGGAUCUCCGACCUCAUACAUGCUGGCACACAUUCUUAUCCUAAUACACACUCUGGGACAGAUACAAAUUCUGCCCCUAAAACACACAUGAACACACUCGCAGCAUUGUCCCACGAACCUUCUCUGGCUCAGUUUUCCACUGAAUUCCAGUCACCAUUGCUGUCUUUAGGCACUACACCCAGUCAGGCAACUGAUGUUAUUGCAAAAACAAGCACAGUUUUAGACACAAGCGAUGUAACACACAAUGAAUUGCAUACAGGAAGUUCACAGCUCACAGAUAUUCACACAUUUGCUAAAAUUCACUCUAGCACACUUAGGGGUAAAAGAGGUGAUCCGCAAACUUCAGUGUUUCUGACAGCCAGCUUCCUUCCUAUCAGGCCACGUAAUAGAGGCACCAAUCAAGAGCCACUGAACGAAACUUCUAAACAGACAGACUUCCUCAGUGACAGUCCUAACAAGGAUCACCACAAGGUUACCACAGUGACGGUCCCUAACAGGGACAAGUUUACAAUAUCAAAGAGUAUUGAAAAGAGUCAGUUCCAUCAGAAUACUUUUGGAAUCACCCAUGACAACCGACCUAUAGGAUCGGAAAUGGACAGAACGGAUCGCUCUCCAAGGUCAACUCAUCCAAAUCUAAACAUUAUUAAUCAAACACACCCAACAAUCUACAGAGAUUCAGUAAUGGUUAGUAGCACACCUGCUGCGGUUUCAGAGCAAACAGACGUUAAUCAAACCAACCCAUUAAUGUUUUCUGAUAACGAUACGACUGAAUACUCAGGUUACUCCAAGUCUCUUGAUUUUACAAGUGGAAUAACUGAACUCCCAAUAAAUGUUACCAUCCUCUUUACUACGGAGAAUGAACCAACAACCUCAGGCGAAACAGAACGCAUGCUUUCAACAAACCAGUUUGCUCACACGUCACAUAUCACAAAGGCUCAACACACACAGGAAUCUUCUUCAGUAGCAUCAACCAUUCACAUCUCACACAGCAUCCAAACCCAGCACAGUCCAAUCAACCAACAAACCAGCUCAGCAUCUGCGUCCAUCACUACUGAAAUCUCUGACCUGACCUCACACAUCAAUAAUGAAAUCAGUGCCUUCACAUCCUUCUCAACUAAUACCCCUAGCAAGAGUUCUAGUACACCAGAAGGGGGUAAAGAACCAUCUCCAUAUGAAAAUGAUUGCCUCAAAAUUACAUGCACCUCAUAUUUACCCACUACAGUGAGACAAGAUGAAGAAAGACAGGAAAGCCCCAUUACAACGCCUUCAUCAAUCCCUUCAUCCAGUUCUACCAAUCCUCAGAUUAAUCCCAACGUGACCUCUAAUACCAUGGUUGAAGGUACAACUAAUGUAAGAUUUGACAACCACACAGAUUCCAAGGAACUUGAUAUGUCUCCAUCAGAGUUCCAUACCUAUAGUCCAACAAACUCUCCACUAAUGCAAUCAAGUACGCAUGCCGAACCACCAAUACACACACUUACCCCUCAGUAUUCACCUCCACCUUCUGAAAACACACAGAGCAAUGUAGGAUUUUCUACUGUGAUUAAUGACCAAGCAAGCAGUGAUCAAGCUGUGGAUGUAAGUAACUCCAGUACUACUUCUAGUAGUGUGACUACUUCCAGUAGUUUGAAGACAACUCUUGGUUUUUCUCCAUUUAAUGACAUUCAUAGGGGAUCAACGGAGAACACUGAUAGCAUCACCAACCACACUGCAGGGGCUGUUGGGACAUUGAGUCCUUCAUCUGAUGACAUCAAAUCUACCUUCAUCUCUCACAGCUCUCCAGUCAGUAUGUCUGAUCAUGCUAUUCAAACCACCUCAACAGUUAGCAUAACCACUCCACAUUGGGACACCAGCCAGACUUCUAUAACUAAUCCACAACCCAAAAUGACUCCACAUUCUACAUCCACAGAAAAUCCUUCAGUGCACCUCCGUUCGCACACUCUAGUGCCACAACCCAGCACCGUCAGACCUUCAAAACAUACGACCACAAACUCUUAUCUUACUCAAACGAAAUCACACACAGGAUUUACACACACAAUCACUCCGACUCUUGGAUCUACACAAGCAAUCAGUCAGACUCAGUCUUGGAUCCAUUCUACUACAUCCAGCUCUGACAGGAAAUGGCCACACAGGAGGCAUUUUUUCAUAGUGGAGGAUCAACCAGCAAUAAUAAAGGAGAAAACAUUUCAAGUUCUCUUACAAGUCAUCCUGGAAGGAAACUUUGCUCCUAGUAUGAGGCUCCUUGAGAUGGAGCCAUUUCUUCAGAGCGUUUCUGGGUACCAGAGUCAACAUGUGACCUGGCACAGUGGUCCAGUUCUGCAAACAGUAGUUAGAUUUGAGACAGUGGAGGCACUUUCCUGGCUGGGGAGGGUUAAGUCUCUGUUACAGGAGGCAGGAUUAAAUCCACUGCCAAAAAAAGGAAUAUUUGUUGGUGGAUUUAGAGUACAAAAUAUUACAGUAGGAGUUUUGCAUUCAGAUGUUUGUGAAUGGCUGUUCGAAUGCCCAUCUGGCUUUCAGUGUGUUUCUUCAAAGGGUAAUGCCACCUGUAGGUCUGUGUGCCACUCUGACUACUGUAAACAUCAGGGUAUCUGUGUCCAUCGCCCCGGGCAACAACCUAUCUGCCAGUGUCCUGUUGGGGAGGAUUACUGGUUUAUGGGUCAGCGCUGUGACCUGCGCAUGACCCGGCCACGUUUGGUGGGCGUGUGCUUUGGGGUACUAAUCACUGUAGCCGCAGUUAUGGCCCUCCUGGCUUAUCUCGCAGUGCGUCGUUUUAAAACCAUGCUUCUGCAAGCCAAAGUGGAGCAAACGCGCAGCAGUUACCGCCGAUUCAAUCACUUCGAUGAGCUUUCAGCUCGUUUUUGGGGAAAGUCGUGGCCGGGCUCAGAGGACUCUUUGGAUAAUCCCGCCUUCACCCGCUCAGAUGAAUUACUACACCUAAGAGCACUUGAUCGUACCUGCUGUUACCAUGACGACACUCUUUCUGUUGUCUCCACAUACCAUGGUAGUGGAACACAACUCAACACCAUAUAUCCUCACAGUUCUCAGUAUGGUUUGGAUCUCAGCAACUGCAGUUUAGCGGAUUGUGUGGUGGACUCUGGGAAGGCCAGUGAUCUAUCUGUCAGUAGCUGGCCGAUUGAGCCAAUUCAGUGGACACCCUUCCCUUUAUUGCAGCAGCUCAACAGAAAUACUAACACGGUGAAAGCCUCUCGUCCUCGCUCUUACUGUGAAGGCAUGGAGCUGGUCGAUUUAGAGAAGAGCUGGACAGCUUAAUGGAGACACUUAAAAAAAAGUAUUUAUUGGCAACACUAAUAAAGUGUUAAAGGAACACAGAAUUCUUGUGUUUAUACAGAACAACCUUGAUAAAAUCUCAUUUAAUUGGGAAAAAAAAAAUGUACUGAAAAAAUGUACAUGGACAAUAUUGUUCAUACUAAUGGAUGUGUAAAACCAGAAUAUUACCUUUUGGGGCAAUUGUCAGUGUUAUGCCAAUAAUAUGUAAUUUUUUUGUUGUUGUUGGUGAUUGAUUUUUUUUUUUUUUUUUUUCAUUACAUGUGCCAACAGCUCAUUCUAAAGCAAUUGAAAUAAAAUAUUGAGAUUAAAA
Myxocyprinus asiaticus (Chinese sucker) is the source of this 4483-nucleotide messenger RNA. RefSeq lists its product as uncharacterized. Lineage: Eukaryota; Metazoa; Chordata; Actinopteri; Cypriniformes; Catostomidae. Bases 202 to 4155 code for a protein of 1317 amino acids. The transcript has 11 exons. The record is from RefSeq and is a predicted model, not a curated record.